Eruca vesicaria subsp. sativa (arugula) is the source of this 1307-nucleotide messenger RNA. The record is from the annotation of a GenBank genome assembly. NCBI's taxonomy places the organism in Eukaryota, Viridiplantae, Streptophyta, Magnoliopsida, Brassicales, Brassicaceae.
CCAAAGAGAAGAAGAAGAAGAAGAAGGAAGAGUCUUUCUCUUCGGGAUGAAUCCAGGGUUUCUCGUUCUCUACCCCAAACCCUAGAUAGAUUUUCUUCGAUCGUCUUGAUUUGUUAUCUCUGCGAUUUAAAAUGGAGGGAGUUGGAGAUACGACGACAACGACGUCGUGUGAGAGUGAAGGGAAUCUGAUAUCGGCAGCAGCGUUUGUGGAAGGAGGAAUACAAGAGGCGUGUGAUGAUGCUUGUAGCAUUUGUCUUGAACCCUUCUGUGAUAGCGAUCCUUCUACUUUGACUAGUUGCAAGCAUGAGUUUCAUCUUCAAUGCAUCCUUGAGUGGUGUCAAAGGAGCUCACAGUGCCCAAUGUGUUGGCAAUCUGUUAGUCUCAAAGAUCCCAUUGGUCAAGAGUUGCUUGAGGCUGUUGUACAGGAGAGGAAUUUCCGCGUCAAUCCAACUAGAAACGCCACCAUAUUUCGUCAUCCUACUCUCGGUGAUUUUGAAUUACAGCAUCUCCCAGCGGGGGUGGAUAAUGCAGAGAUUGAAGAACGCAUCAUUCAGCACUUGGCUGCUGCUGCUGCUAUGGGCCGUGCAAGACAUGGGACUAGAAGGGAAGGCCACAGAAGCAGGUCAUCAACUCAAGCUGGUCAUCCACAGUUCAUGAUGUUCUCUCCCCAUCCUACUGCUCCUCCUCCUCCUUCUCCUCCUCCCAUGCUUUCCUCUCCAUCUCAGAGAGAUGAGAGCGACACAGUCACAAACCUUCCCCACAAUACUACUAUAGGGGAGGGUUCUCUUCAGUCAAACAUGCAUUCACCAGCUUCUUCUCAUCCCCACCAGGGUUCUCCUUCGGCAUUUGAUUCAAACAGCAGCAUACACAGGUCUCCUAAUCAAUCUUCCCCAAGUGAUCAAGAUAGAGCUGGACCAUCCGAACUCCAAUCAUUUUCAGAAUCUUUCAAGUCUCGGCUUAACUCUGUCUCGACGAGAUAUAAAGAAUCGAUAACAAAGAACACAAGGAACUGGAAAGAUAGAUUUUUUUCUCGCAAUACGUCCAUGGCAGAGCUCGGCUCUGAGGUUAAAAGAGAGGUCACUGCUGGAAUCGCCACAGUUUCCCGCAUGAUGGAACGUCUAGAAACAAGAGAAAACAGUAGUAGUAGACCUGGCACUGCAUCUGUAUCAUCAUCAUCAAAUGGCUCAGAGAAUCAGACUCCUGCUGAAUCAAACAAUGAGCGUCAUAGUUCAGAAGCGGGUGAUGAACAUUCUUCGAAUGAAAGAGGUGUUAAAGGAACAUGUGCGGCUGGUUCUAGUUCUAGCUAA